Molecule: messenger RNA, 1568 nt
Organism: Helianthus annuus (common sunflower)
Lineage: Eukaryota; Viridiplantae; Streptophyta; Magnoliopsida; Asterales; Asteraceae
Exons: 3
Coding region: 225-1436 (403 amino acids)
Molecular function (GO): microtubule binding
Source: RefSeq, a predicted model, not a curated record
UCCGGCCUUUUGGAAUGAAAGAAUACGAUGGGAUAGGUCGGAGGACGGUAUAACAACAUUAAACGCCAUCUGUUUAUCUGAACCGGUGAUCUCCUGAUCGCUGUUCAUCGUCUUCUGCACAAUCAUCUACGCCCUUGUCAUACCUUCCACUCCAUUCUCAGUGGACAGCAGGACAGGAGUGGUGAGCUAGCAGAAGCAGUUGAUACUCUGAUAAAAUAGUGGAAAUGGCAAACAGCAAUAAACAGACCCAACUAAAGUCAACAGACGACGUUAACUUCAAAAUGCGCCGAAGUUUUUCGUGGGAUAGAUCCUUUUUCACCAGUGAUGGUUUUCUUGGUGCUGCAGAGUUGUCAAGCAUGAUCAAAGGAGACGGGGAUGAUGUCAAGCACGAGUUACAGAAAAUCGACGAGCUCGAAAGUCUGGAAGCUGAAUUGUACCAAGAAAUUGAAGCUUCAACUCAAAAAGCCAAUGAAAUAUCUAUGUUAAAAAAAUCAAGCAAACGCGUGUCAUCAGGAAAGAGGGAUUCUCAAGCAAAAAAGAUAACCGGAGCGAGUGGUCCCCACAAGGAUGCACCGACCAAGACACCACCGAAAAGAUCAUCGCUAACCGGUGCUUCAGGUAGUUCUCCAACAAACAAUGUUAAAAGCCCAGCGAGAAGAAGCAUGGGUUCCAUAACUGGUAAAGAUAAUGUUGGCUCCCCCUCGAGAACACCACCUGCGAUCAUAACUAAGAAUACACUGGCGUCGGUUAAUACUCGUGUAUCAAGGACAUCGCCUGCUAGUCCUGUUAGCCCACGGUCACCAGGUUCAUCACCUUCGGCAUUUUCCGUCACUCAACGCUCAAAAAGGCGUGAUAGUGUUCCUCAUAAAUCCUCGGUGAAUAACGAGAAACCAUCACCAACCAACGAAAGAAGAAACGAUGACCGCAAAGCCAGCAAACGUGCAGUCAGUGUAACGCCCAAAACACAAUCGAGCAUCAGCUUGAAGAUUAAACCGCCACCUAUGAUUUCUCAUCCAUCCUCACCUUCAGGUUCAACAACUCAACGGUGGUCUCUGUCAUCAUCUUGUACGGUCGAUCAAAGGUCAAAAUCACAUGGAAUUAAAGGUUCUCUUGUUCAUCACGCAUCCAAACCGGCUUUGAAAAACCAUCCCAUUGGCCAGACUUCAGAUCCGAACCGAAAACAGCCAGCAAAAACAGCUGCAGCAGCUAGUUCAGGACUACAACCAAAUUCCCCGAAAACUAAGAAACAAUCAAGUCCUAAAGCAAAAGAAUCCUUGGAAAAUAUUUAUAUAAUCUCUCCGGAACUUCUGGAUUUGAAAGGUAAGAUAAACGCCUUGAAGAUGGAAAUCAACAUGCACAAGGACAGAUGCAACAAAAUGGUCCGUGCCGAAGGUAACUUGAAGACUGCAUUUGCUAUCAAAGAAUGCAGUGUGUGAGAUAUUCGGAGUCGUUCACGACUACAUGUAAAUGAUAAUCUAAACAAACAAUGAAUUGUUGAAUGGUGUCAAAAUUUUUGUUUUGCUUUCACAUGGCUAAAAUUAAGAAUACAACAUUGUUCAUGUGUAGCG